Messenger RNA from Fonsecaea nubica, 2250 nucleotides. RefSeq lists its product as hypothetical. Bases 1 to 2250 code for a protein of 749 amino acids. The transcript has a single exon. Lineage: Eukaryota; Fungi; Ascomycota; Eurotiomycetes; Chaetothyriales; Herpotrichiellaceae. The record is from RefSeq and is a predicted model, not a curated record.
AUGGCUCGGUACAGCACACCGCAUUAUGAUGACAACGAGGAGGAACAAUUUCCAUUUGAGCAUGCUCCAAGUCCGGAGAGAUAUAAUACCUCGAAACGAGAGGAGCAUGGAGAGAAGAAUGAGUUACCAAUCCGGACAAGCGAUAGAGAGGAAUUGAUCCAAUGUAUAAAGAGGGGGCAGCGGACAACAUGGGUCCCGAAGUCGGGGUUGGAGGCUACGUGUGCCAGAGUCAAUGCCGACCAAGACGCUGCUGCGACAUCUCCCUCGCUGUCGCAAAUGUAUGAUGUGCAACCUGACCAAAGCACAAGAUCUCGGGUGGGAAUCGAGGACGCAGGAACAAGACCAGUUCCACUCUCUGCGGCCGAUGCUUUACGCCGCUCAAUGUCUCCCUUGCAUACGGGCGAUUUUCUCGGUGACUUUUGGGACAGGACAACACAGACUUCCCAGGAGCAUGCAUCUCUCUCUACGCCUAGGAGGCAGGAUCUUGGGCUCAACUAUAAUGAUUCUCCUCCACUCUGGCAGGCAGAUACUUCGCCGACCCUGAGCUUUAAGUGGCAGGAGAGUUCUCCUUCGGAUAUACUCAGAAGGUCGCGUGCCCCUUCUUUGGGAAGCAGCUUAUCUUCAAGUUUCGUCAUGAGAAUCCCGACGAGCCCCCUAGUUCACGCGACAAAUAACCCUACACUGGAUUUCUCGCCAAAGGAUCCUCAGAAGACCGAAAUCGGACGGUCGGCGAGAAGGAGAACAGUGCCUCCCAACGCCUUUGAAUCCCUGCACGUCUCUCCAGUGGACGCUGUCACGCCCAACUUCAGUCGUCCGCUACCUUAUAUGCACUUGCAGCACCGUGAUGGCCCUUCAACUCCCUACGGGCACCGACCACGUCGUUCUCUGAGCUCUUUCACAUACCAAGCAUCCAUGGCUCCACAGGUACCUCCUUGGUUGAAACAACGCCGAACUUCGCUGGCCGCUGACGGAUCCGCGCGGCAUCGAGCAUCGAUGGUCGGCUCUUUCGAGGAAUCAAUUCUCCGAGGCAGGAUGUCUACUCCUCCGUCGAAGCCUCUUGACUUUGUGGCACAAAUCGGAGUUAUGGGAAAGGGUAAUUGUCCAGCCAGCCUGAAGUGCCCGGCCCACGUAACCGUGCCAUUCCCAGCGGUCUUCUAUAACUAUCCUUCUGCGAGUGCAUCCAGGUCAAUCUCGGACGACAAUCCCAGUCCUUAUGUUGGCAAUAUCGACCUGGAGCAUAAUUUGAAAAUACCAGAGGAGCCACGCCGUCGCACGCGGCGGUCCCAGGUCAACCUUGACCCCGACGCCUUAGCGGAUGAAAUUACAAAGCCAGAGAAUACAGCCAUUGGCAGGGCUUUGGCUAAGGAAGCCCGAGAAAAGAAGGAAACCACACUAACGCCAUCCAAAGUUCCUGCCGGUGGAGCGUACAGGGUGCCCCAGAAAGGACAACUGCAGCUCAUUAUAAAGAACCCCAACAAGACGGCAGUCAAACUAUUCUUGGUUCCGUACGAUCUGGAAGGGAUGCUGCCUGGCACAAAGACAUUUGUACGACAGCGGAGUUACUCGUCGGGCCCCAUCCUUGAAGCAGGGAUAUCGGACAAACAAGCUGUCCUGGCUGCUCGAGAUCCUCUGAGCGCCAAGGACAUCCUGCGCUAUCUCAUUCACCUCAAAUUUUGCUGUACGGCAAAGGGACGUUUUUAUCUCUACGAUAAUAUCCGCGUGGUGUUUGCCAACCGUGUGCCAGACGAUAAGGAGAAGCUACGGAACGAAGUUCAGCUGCCGGAGCCAAGAUUCACUGCCUAUAAACCGGCGGUGGGGCAGUAUUCGCGAAGCUCGAGCGUGGCAGAUGAGAAACUGCCUGCUCAAUCACAGGCGCGAGCUUCUUCUGAUUUUGGCAAGCUGGGCGAUGUCGUCCGUUCAAGCAGUACGGACACCCAUUUCAUGCCAUCGGGAAGCUCAACCCGUGCCUCAUUCAAUCUUCCGACAACCUCGACAUUCGACCGUGACUCGACGGGCGUGGGGCAAGCUUCUCGAAUGGAAGAUGAGGGGUCCGAUCUGGAGCGCACUGUUUCUCCCACUCCUGGCUUUCUACCUUCAACAUCUUCGCGAAGUUCGCCUGUGCCAUGGCCGGCUUCCAAUGGUUCUUCAAUAGCACAAGGCUUCACUUCCACUCCAGUUGAGGCUGGCCACGGCCUAUUGUCGCGCAAGCUCAAGGAAUUCCAGGGAACUGCUGCGGGGCAUCGGGAGUAG